Molecule: messenger RNA, 977 nt
Organism: Porites evermanni
Lineage: Eukaryota; Metazoa; Cnidaria; Anthozoa; Scleractinia; Poritidae
Source: the annotation of a GenBank genome assembly
GGUUAUCGCAUUCCUUUUAUUUCAUGGCCUCCUAGAGCUUUUUUCUGUAACAAUAGGUCUGCCUUAGAUCAUGCCAGUUUUGUUGACAGUACUAUUUCUGAUCUGCUUCUUGCGGGUUCUGUUAUCGAAGUUUUUACGCCUCCCACGGUUGUCAAUCCUUUAACGGUAUCCGUUAGCUCUGUGGGAAAGUGCCGCCUUAUUCUCGACCUCCGUCACGUCAAUAAGCUUAUUCCCAAAGUUAAGUUUAAAAUGGAGGAUAGUAGGACUUUUCUUAAUUACGUACACUCGCCAGAUUAUAUGUUUAAAUUCGAUAUGAAGUCUGGGUAUCACCAUGUUAGCAUUCAUGAGGAAUCUCAAACUUUUUUAGGCCCCUCGGUAGCUCUGUAGAGCCCAGGUUUUUUGUUUUCGCCGUGCUCCCGUUCGGUCUCUCGUCAGCGCCUUACGUGUUCACUAAGGUUUUUAGGCCGCUAGUUAAGCAUUGGCGCUCCCGGGACAUACCCUUGGUCUUGUAUUUAGACGACGGCGCCGGAUGCCUCCAUGAUUUUUCGGUAGCUCAGAGUACUGCUUCGGCUGUUAGAUCUGGUUUGGCCAACGCGGGCGUGGUCGCCAAUGAGGAGAAAUCUAUUUGGGUUCCUACCCAGGUUUUAGAAUGGUUGGGCAUUGUCUGGGAUCUUUCGCGUGGCCGCAUAUUUAUUCCUCACCGCCGCAUUGUCAAGUUGCUUAGGGCACUCCUAUCACUAAAAUCUGGUUCUCGCUCCGUUACCCCACGCGCGGUUGCCUCUGUUACAGGGCAAAUUAUUUCCCUCACCCCUGGUUAUGGCAACAUUACACUCCUUAUGUCCAGAUUCCUGCAAUCAUUCGUCAAACUUCACAGCGGGUGGGAUUGUCCUUUGGAUUUUAGGUCCUAUCAGUUUUUCUCCGAAUGCCUUCAGGAAAUUGAUUUCUGGCUUUCUAACUGUGCCAGACUCAAUGGGAGG